CUUAAAUUUAGAUAUCUAUAUGCUUCAUCUUGUUGUAUUUUUGUUCAGAUUGUCUCACGAUAGUCCAGUAAAACCUCCUGGUUUUCCAGGGAUUCAUUCAAAACGUCUUUUUAGACGGUAUGCAGUUUCAUGGUGGGAUAUUGCAUUUGUGAGGUGGAAAGGAAACAUGUAAGAUGCUUCCAUCCACUAACUCCCUUGUGGUAUGGAGGAGUUUUUGGGGGGUGCUCCCUGGGUGGGUAAUAUGUUGGUGAUGCUUUCCUCUAACCCAGAGGCGCGCUGAAUAGCAGCGAAAUGGAAAAUAUAAUCUGAAAUAUUUAAGUUAUGUAUUGCGGAGCUAAGAAAAUGGAAAAUAUUUUCCUCAGUUGCUCCAACAAACACAGUGAAUUUUUGGGGGGUGUGGGAUGGUGGGUGGGGGGGGGGGGGGCUGUGGGUCCUACCCCUUGGGGAUUUUCUUUAUCUUCCGCGUGUGCACAUGAGACUUCGCUGGCGCGAAUUUUUCUCAUAGUUUUCCCCCAUUUCCAAAGAAGACUUUUUCGAGUUCUUUUCUUUUUUGGUUCACCUCCUCCCAUCCCUAUCACCCCAAACUCACCCCCCUGAAGUACACAUGCUCAGAGGCGCGUGUGUGGGUGAUGGUGUGUUUUGGUUUUCUGGUGCGCUAUGGUGCAUCUGGUGGAGAGAGGGAGAGGGUGAAUGGAGCUCAAUGGGGCGGAUUUGUUCAAAUGUGGGGCAAAAAUAUUGAUGGACCGGCUGACGCCAACUAUCUCACACUCCCACACAAAUUUUAUAUGUGGAUUUUUAUAAAUGCUACUACAAUUCCCGUCUCACUGGGGACUUGCCAUCCCCAUAUCCCAGCCGAAACCGGACGCAAGAUACAAUUCUUUUUGCAUCCACCCGCGCAUUUUAGGGGGGAAAAGCAUCCGUUUUGCCGAAAUAAUUUGGCCAAGUGGACUGAUUCUAGAACAGCUUCAGGUCAUGGAUUCCAUCCAAAAAAGAAUUCCACGGAAAUCAGUAGCUGCAUACUAAAAGAUCUAUUGAUGCUGCUUCAACACAAAUGAGGUGUUAAUUAAUAUUCAUCUUCCCAAUGUUGGCGGUGGAUUAGCAAACAGGUUUCAUUAGCAAAUCACCUCACUGAAUCACGAUUUCAAGUUGAUAAACACACUCCAAGCACAAACAUCUAUAAAAGCCAAGAGGCAUCAAUUUGCCGGAGUUACUUCAUUUGAAACCAUCACCAGUGAAACUUCCUGUAACGCAAAAUGUGGUUCAAGAAAUCCCUAACCCUCGUUAUUCUAACCCUAAUUCUUCAGAAGUGGGAAGUGAAUGGUGAUACUGUGAAUUGUGGUGUUCUACAGAGAGUAACGAAUUCAUCCUCCCCAACAAGAUAUCACGUGCCUUGGCAUGUGGGCAUCUUCACAAAUGCAACUGAGAGUACGGGUAUUACCCAUGAAUCCGUAACUAUCAUUAAGUGCGGUGGAACCAUCAUCAAUGAAACGACAAUCGCUACAAAUGCAAGAUGCUUGUGGAGCGAAAAAUAUGGACAUAUUGGGAAUGCCUUUGAUUUCUUCGUGGGUAUCGGACGGAAGCAGGAUCUAUUAGCCAUCCGGAGAAUUCAUGUCCUCCGAGGCUAUGAACCAUCUGGAGAUUACUCGAAGAGCAUUGCAUUGCUGGAACUUCGAGAUCCUGUGAGAUUUGAAGAGAACAAUGUCGAGCCUAUUUGCUUGGAUUUAAACACCACUGACUACAGGCCAAAGAAUUGGACAGGAUUUGUAGUUGAUGUUCAUGAGGAACAUCCACAACAAAUACUCAGUUUUACUGCACUUAAUGUUGUUGAUGUUCCUCAAGAGGAAUGUGGGCAGCUACUCCCAGGAGACAUCUCCAGGGAUAAAUUCUGUGUGCGUCCUGUGCAAAGAGAAAAUGCAGCUUGCAACGAGGACAACGAGAGACGAUCAGGAAGUGGAUUAGUUGACGCUAAAGUCUUUAAUGGAACUCAAAGGUACUUCCUCAAGGGCAUCGUGACUUUCAGCAGCGUGAGCCGAGGAGAUGCUUCAGGACGUCGAUGUUCCGGAGUCAUUGUCUCAACGAGAGUCUCAAACUAUGCCACAUUUAUUCGUGGUUACUAAGCACCGGAAUGUCCCAAAUUGUGACAUCCCCAAAAACUCUCUGUAUACUCAUAUUGGGGGAUUAUUAAAAAAUCAUUUGGCAUGAA
Messenger RNA from Phlebotomus papatasi, 2203 nucleotides. RefSeq lists its product as uncharacterized. The record is from RefSeq and is a predicted model, not a curated record. The transcript has 2 exons. Gene Ontology annotation, biological process: proteolysis. Bases 1254 to 2117 code for a protein of 287 amino acids. Gene Ontology annotation, molecular function: serine-type endopeptidase activity. Lineage: Eukaryota; Metazoa; Arthropoda; Insecta; Diptera; Psychodidae.